This is a messenger RNA of Emiliania huxleyi CCMP1516, 9882 nucleotides long. RefSeq names its product putative 3-hydroxy-3-methylglutaryl-coenzyme A synthase 2. Gene Ontology annotation, molecular function: oxidoreductase activity; phosphopantetheine binding; hydroxymethylglutaryl-CoA synthase activity. The record is from RefSeq and is a predicted model, not a curated record. The coding region runs from base 1 to 9882 and encodes 3293 amino acids. NCBI's taxonomy places the organism in Eukaryota, Haptophyta, Isochrysidales, Noelaerhabdaceae. The transcript is spliced from 5 exons. Gene Ontology annotation, biological process: acetyl-CoA metabolic process.
AUGCGAGCCCCCUCUGCUCUGCGUCGCCUCCGCCGCCUGCCCGACGCGGCUGCGCUCGUCCAGCUGCAGAGCCUCACCCUCGACGCGAGCGAAGAGCUGAGUGAAUGGCUCCGGGCCCGGCGAGAGCCUCUCGUGCUCCUCUGCCGAGGGCCGGUGGGCGGCGCGGGCGCGCUCCUCCUCCUCGACGCCGCCACGGUGGUCGUCGCCGACACCACCUUCACUCUCUCCGUGCAGCCAGAGUGCUCUGUGCGCCUCCACAGGCGGCCUGAGGGGAUCGUGACAGCCACAACGCUGUCGGCGUCCGAUGCAGCACAAGCUGGCCUGGUGGACUCGGCUCUCUCGCCCGCCACUGCGGCCGCCGAGUCUCGCCGCCUCGUGCAGCGCCUCUCCUCUCUCCCUGCUCCGCUCUUGAAGACCUGCCGCUCGCUCCUGCCUGCGCCGAGUGUCGACGCCGCACUCGUUGCGAUGGGCUCGCUCCUUCCCAGCCCGCCACGCUCCAUCGGCAAGCGGCUCGUGCGGCUCUACGUCGAUGGCGAGUCGAAGGUGGCGGUGGUGGAGCUGAACGACCCGUCGCGCAUGAACAGCUUCUCGGCGGAGCUCGCCGAGGACGUGGCGGAGGCGGCGGCGAGCAUCGGCCGUGGCCCGCUCGUCAAGGCGGUUGUGCUCCAGGGCGCGGGCCCGCACUUCUCGGUCGGCGGCAACCCCUUUCAACGGGAGAAGGCGGCCGCGCCACUCGCUGCUGCUGCGCUCGGGUGCCAGGCGGCGUUUGACGGCUUUGGCGCACUGUACAAGCUCGGCGUGCCAUUGAUCGCUGCGGUACACGGCAAGCUGAUUGGCGGCGGCAUCGCUGCCUGCCUGCACGCUGACUACAUUGUGGCCGACUCGAAGGCCACGUUCGAGCACGGCAACCUCGUGCGCGGCGUCUGCCCUCUCGGCAUGCUGUCUCAGACCCUUCCAAACGCGGUGGGGCGAGCACGGGCGCUCUCCAUCUACCUUACCAACGACACGCUCGACGCCGCCGCAGCACACGAGGCGCGGCUCGCAGACGAGGUGUGUACCGAGGGAGUCGAGGCUACGCAGCGCCGCGCCUUCGACGUCGCGUGUGAGAUAGCGCGAGACGAUGCCGCGCAGGCCCUCUUGCAGUCUCGAGUCGCAGCCGACGUGGCGCACCGGGCCGCAGAGGCUGUCGGCCACGCCGAAUGCCGAUCGGCCAACGGCGGUGGCUACUCGACGGCCCCUGUCACCGACUCCUACGCCGUACCGCCGCUCGAUCUGACGCCCUUACUUCUCGAGCCACCCACCAUCGCCACCUCGCCCGAGUACACCGUCCACACCGCUUUCGUUCCCGCUUCUCUUGGCGACCUGGAGCUAGACUGGCCAGACAACGCGCUCCUCGUCUUCCGCGGCGUGGAGGGGUCUGAGCACUUCUGCCUCGGCGGCGACCCGUCGCAAGCCAACCUCGAGAGCGGCAGCUUUCUCGACGGCUUGCCCGCCUUUGGCCAGCUGCUCGAGCGGCUUCGCGACGCGCCGAUGCCAAAGGUGGUGGUUUGCCACGGCGCCACUCGCGGAGGAGGAAUGCUCUUCCCCUGCCUCGGCACGGCGGUGCUCGCGCACUCGGACGCCACCUUCGGCUUCCCCGAGAUCCGUCGCGGCGCCUUGCCCGGCGUGGUCAGCGUCGCGGCGAGGCGGCGGCUGAGCCCCGCGGCGUGCGAGUGGCUCUUCUGCACGGGCGACGCCAUCGACGCCGCCACCGCGCAGCGGCUCGGGCUGGUCGACUUUGUGGGGAGCUGGGAGGAGCUCGAUGCCGAGGUGGCGCGGCUGGAGCGCCACUUCCUCUCGUCAGCGCCGAGGCUGCGCGCGCCAUCGCCCUUGCCAGCCCCCGAGGUGACGAUUGAGGCGGACGCGGACUCGCGGGUGGCGCUGCUCGAGGUGACUGCCGCGUCGGUCGGAGGCCUGUGGCGCGAUGCGCUCCUGGUUCUGGACAAGCUCUCGCCGACUUUGCGAGUGCUCGUCCUCUCCGCGGAGGGGCAGGGUGGACCGUCGGACAGCCUGUCUCGCGAGGCGUGCCACCGCCUCGACGCCGCGAUGAGCAGGCUCAGCGAGGCGGGCGUCGUCGUCCUCUGCUGCGUGCGAGGGCAGGCUGCGGGCCUGCUGCUGCAUGCAUGCCUCGGGGCGCACUAUCGCAUCGUGGAGGUAGGGGCUGCGUUUUCCUUCGACGGCGAGAGUGAGUGCACUCGAGCGGCGGCCUUCCGAUUGCUCCAAGCCGACGACGCAAAGUGCCUUCUGCAAGAAGGGGCCGUGAGCUCGGCUCGAGCUCUAGAGCUGGGCCUUGCGAGCGAGCGGGUCGAGGGCGCUGGUGAGCGAGCGCUGCAGUUUGCGCAUUGGCUCGUGCAGCACCCGGCGGUAGGCGUGCGGCACAUGCUGCGGCUCACCUGUCGCCCGGCAGCUGACGAGGCGGCGCAAGAGGCCAGGCGCAGCAACGAGGCGCUGCUUCUUGAAGGGCUGAGCAGUCCGCCCCGGGCUUUGCCCGCCGCGAAGCGGGAGGGGCUCCAUCUCCGAUCCCUCCAGCCGCCAAGCGAGCGCCUGCUGGCCGCGGCAGCCGCCCGCCGGAAGCUGCCCUCUCCGCCGCCAGCAGCAGCACCCGCCCUCCUACCGAGCCCACACCCUCCCUCUGAGACCACCUCCCGCCACGCCGGCCUGCACGCGCUCGAGGUGUACGUGCCUCGCCACGCCGUCUCUGCGGCCGAGCUCGAGACCGCGCACGGCGUGCCGGGCAAGUACACGGUCGGGCUGCGGAUGGCCGAGUGGGCCGCGUGCGACGAGGACGAGGACGUCGUGUCGAUGGCGCUCACGGCGGUGCGGCGGCUGGUCGAGGCGCAGGGCUUGCGGUACGAGGACGUGGGCAUGCUGCAGGUGGGGACCGAGUCGCUGCUCGACCGGUCGAAGAGCGUGAAGAGCCACCUGAUGGCGCUCUUUGCGCCGCACGGCUGCGCCAACGUGGAGGGCAUCGACUGCUACCACGCCUGCUACGGCGGCACGGCGGCGCUGCUCGCGUGCGCCAACUGGGUGGAGAGCUCGGCGUGGGACGGGCGGUGGGCGAUCGCCGUGUGCACCGACGUGAGCGACGCGCCCAAGCAGUACCCCUUCAUGAACGGCGCGGCGUGCGUGGCGAUGCUGGUCGGACCGGACGCGCCCCUCGCGCUCGAGGCCGGCCGCGUGAGCCACAUCGUGCACGAGUGGGACUUCUACAAGCCGGUGGGCUGGCCGACGAUGGGCCCGAUCAUCGACGGCCCCGGCUCGAUGGAGGUGUACUUCUCGUGCCUCGCCGCCUGCCAGCGCGAGGUCGAGGCGCGGGGCGGCGGCACCUUUGUCGACGCGCACGACUUCCUCGUCUUCCACCUCGGCGGCGGGCCCAAGUUUGUGCGGCACGCCUUUGAGAGCGCCGUCGCCGCGGCGCACGGCGAGGGCUCUGUCGGCGAGGAGGAGGUGGAGGCGAUGUUCGAGCGGCUGGUGGCUCCGUCGCUCCGCCUCGCCUCGCGCAUCGGCCCGAUGCACACCGCCGCCACCUACGUCAACCUCGUCUCGCUCCUGCUGCACGCGUCCCCGCCGGUCGGCUCUCGCAUCGGCGUCUUCUCGUUCGGCUCGGGCGCCGCGUCGACGAUGUACGCCCUGCGCGUGCGCGGCGAGGCGCGUGUGGACGCGGCGGCGCUGGUAGGCAUGCUCGACUCGCGGGAGGUGCUGCCUCCGUCCGACUUUGUGGCGGUGUGCGACCGCUUCUCGGCGACGUACGGCCGCUUCGACUGGACGCCUCGCGUGCGGGGCGUGUCGCCGGCGCGCAGCUACCGCCUCAAGGCGGUGGGCGUGCUGGGGCGGCGGGAGUACGAGUACGUGCCGUUUGACGAGGUGCAGCUGAGGGCACCCGACGUGGCUGCUGCUAAGGCGACAGAGAGCGUCGUGCAAGCUGCGUCGGCCUCAUCACCUGCGCUGUUGCAGCUCCUCGCCUCCCUCGCCGGCGGCGGCAGCCAGGGCCCUGCCGCCACCGCCGCUCCCUCGGUCGACGUGGCGGCUGUGGUGGCAUCGGUGGCGAGCGAGGUGGCGGGCGGCGAGGUGGACGCCGACGCGCCGCUGAUGGAGGCGGGCCUCGACUCGCUCGGCGCCGUCGAGCUCCGCACGCGGCUGGCGUCGGAGCUCGGCGACGCCGCCCUGCCCGAGACGCUGGUCUUCGACUUCCCGACGCUGCGGCAGCUCGAGGCGCACCUGUCGGCGAGGGUGGCCCCGGCGGCGCCUGCUGCAUCGGCCGAGCCUCCGCCUCUGCCUCCUCUCGUGUACAAGCGCCGCUCGUUCCCCUGGUACGAGGCAAAGGACAAGGGGCUGCCACCGAGCUGCAGACUGGCUGGCGGCAUGCGAGCCUCCUCUGCUCUGCGUCGCCUCCGCCGCCUGCCCGACGCGGCUGCGCUCGUCCAGCUGCAAAGUAUCACCCUCACUGCGAGCGAGGAGCUGAGUGAAUGGCUCCGGGCCCGGCGAGAGCCUCUCGUGCUCCUCUGCCGAGGGCUGGUGGGCGGCGCGGGCGCGCUCCUCCUCCUCGACGCCGCCACGGUGGUCGUCGCCGACACCACCUUCACCCUCUCCGUGCAGCCAGAGUGCUCUGUGCGCCUCCACAGGCGGCCUGAGGGGAUCGUGACAGCCACAACGCUGUCGGCGUCCGAUGCAGCACAAGCUGGCCUGGUGGACUCGGCUCUCUCGCCCGCCACUGCGGCCGCCGAGUCUCGCCGCCUCGUGCAGCGCCUCUCCUCUCUCCCUGCUCCGCUCUUGAAGACCUGCCGCUCGCUCCUGCCUGCGCCGAGUGUCGACGCCGCACUCGUUGCGAUGGGCUCGCUCCUUCCCAGCCCGCCACGCUCCAUCGGCAAGCGGCUCGUGCGGCUCUACGUCGAUGGCGAGUCGAAGGUGGCGGUGGUGGAGCUGAACGACCCGUCGCGCAUGAACAGCUUCUCGGCGGAGCUCGCCGAGGACGUGGCGGAGGCGGCGGCGAGCAUCGGCCGUGACCCGCUCAUCAAGGCGGUUCUGCUCCAGGGCGCGGGCCCGCACUUCUCGGUCGGCGGCAACCCCUUUCAAAGGGAGAAGGCGGCCGCGCCACUUGCUGCUGUUGCGCUCGGGUGCCGAACAUUGUACGACGGCUUUGGCGCGCUGUACAAGCUCGACGUGCCAUUGGUUGCCGCGGUGCACGGCAAGCUGAUUGGCGGCGGCGUCGCUGCCUGCCUGCACGCUGACUACAUUGUGGCCGACUCGAAGGCCACGUUCGAGCAUGGCAACCUCGUGCGCGGCGUCUGUGUUCUCGGCAUGCUGUCUCAGACCCUUCCAAACGCGGUGGGGCGAGCACGGGCGCUCUCCAUCUACCUCACCAACGACACGCUCGACGCCGCCGCGGCACACGAGGCGCGGCUCGCAAAUGAGGUGUGUACCGAGGGAGUCGCGGCUACGCAGCGCCGCGCCUUCGACGUCGCGUGUGAGAUAGUUCGAGGAGAUGCCGCGCAGGCCCUCUUGCAGUCUCGAGUCGCAGCCGACGUGGCGCACCGGGCCGCAGAGGCUGUCGGCCACGCCGAAUGCCUAUACGCCAACGGUGGUAGCUACACAAAGGCCCCUGUUACCGACUCCUACGCUGUACCGCCGCUCGAUCUGAUGCCGUUCCUUCUCGAGCCACCCACCAUCGCCACCUCGCCCGAGUACUCUGUCCACACCGUUUUCGUUCCCGCUUCUCUUGGCGGCCUGGAGCUAGACUGGCCAGACAACGCGCUCCUCGUCUUCCGCGGCGUGGAGGGCGCUGAGCACUUCUGCCUCGGCGGCGACCCGUCGCCAGCCAACCUCGAGAGCGGCAGCUUUCUCGACGGCUUGCCCGCCUUUGGCCAGCUGCUCGAGCGGCUUCGCGACGCGCCGAUGCCAAAGGUGGUGGUUUGCCACGGCGCCACUCGCGGAGGAGGAAUGCUCUUUCCCUGCCUCGGCACGGCGGUGCUCGCGCACUCGGACGCCACCUUUGGCUUCCCCGAGAUCCGGCGCGGCGCCUUGCCCGGCGUGGUCAGCGUCGCGGCGAGGCGGCGGCUGAGCCCCGCGGCGUGCGAGAGGCUCUUCUGCACGGGCGACGCCAUCGACGCCGCCACCGCGCAGCGGCUCGGGCUGGUCGACUUUGUGGGGAGCUGGGAGGAGCUCGAUGCCGAGGUGGCGCGGCUGGAGUGUCACUUCCUCUCGUCAGCGCCAAGGCUGCGCGCGCCAUCGCCCUUGCCAGCCCCCGAGGUGACGAUUGAGGCGGACGCGGACUCGCGGGUGGCGCUGCUCGAGGUGACUGCCGUGUCUGUCGAGGGCCUGUGGCGCGAUGCGCUCCUGGUUCUGGACAAGCUCUCGCCGACUUUGCGAGUGCUCGUCCUCUCCGCGGAGGGGCAGGGUGGGCCGUCGGACAGCCUGUCUCGCGAGGCGUGCCACCGCCUCGACGCCGCGAUGAGCAGGCUCAGCGAGGCGGGCGUCGUCGUCGUCUGCUGCGUGCGAGGGCAGGUUGAGGGUCUGCUGCUGCAUGCAUGCCUCGGGGCGCACUAUCGCAUCGUGGAGGCAGGGUCGGCGUUUUCCUUCGACGGCGAGAGUGAGUGCACUCGAGCGGCGGCCUUCCACUUGCUCCAAGCCGACGACGCAAAGUGCCUUCUGCAAGAAGGGGCCGUGAGCUCGGCUCGAGCUCUGGAGCUGGGCGUUGCGAGCGAGCGGGUCGAGGGCGCUGGUGAGCGAGCGCUGCAGUUUGCGCAUUGGCUCGUGCAGCACUCGGCGGUCGGCGUGCGGCACGUGCUGCGGCUCACCUGUGGCCCAGCAGCUGACGAGGCGGCGCAAGAGGCCAGGCGCAGCAACGAGGCGCUGCUUCUCGAGGGGCUGAGCAGUCCAAAGGCCUUGCCUGCCGCUAAGCAGGAGGGGCUCCAUCUCCGAUCCCUCCAGCCGCCAAGCGAGCGCUUGCUGGCCGGCGCAGCCGCCCGCCGGAAGCUAUCCUCUCCGCCGCCAGCACCAGCACCUGCCCUCCUACCGAGCCCGCACCCUCCCUCUGAGACCACCUCCCGCCGCGCCGGCCUGCACGCGCUUGAGGUGUACGUGCCUCGCCACGCCGUCUCUGCGGCCGAGCUCGAGACCGCGCACGGCGUGCCGGGCAAGUACACGGUCGGGCUGCGGAUGGCCGAGUGGGCCGCGUGCGACGAGGACGAGGACGUCGUGUCGAUGGCGCUCACGGCGGUGCGGCGGCUGGUCGAGGCGCAGGGCUUGCGGUACGAGGACGUGGGCAUGCUGCAGGUGGGGACCGAGUCGCUGCUCGACCGGUCGAAGAGCGUGAAGAGCCACCUGAUGGCGCUCUUUGCGCCGCACGGCUGCGCCAACGUGGAGGGCAUCGACUGCUACCACGCCUGCUACGGCGGCACGGCGGCGCUGCUCGCGUGCGCCAACUGGGUGGAGAGCUCGGCGUGGGACGGGCGGUGGGCGAUCGCCGUGUGCACCGACGUGAGCGACGCGCCCAAACAGUACCCCUUCAUGAACGGCGCGGCGUGCGUGGCGAUGCUGGUCGGACCGGACGCGCCCCUCGCGCUCGAGGCCGGCCGCGUGAGCCACAUCGUGCACGAGUGGGACUUCUACAAGCCGGUGGGCUGGCCGACGAUGGGCCCGAUCGUCGACGGCCCCGGCUCGAUGGAGGUGUACUUCUCGUGCCUCGCCGCCUGCCAGCGCGAGGUCGAGGCGCGGGGCGGCGGCACCUUUGUCGACGCGCACGACUUCCUCGUCUUCCACCUCGGCAGCGGGCCCAAGUUUGUGCGGCACGCCUUUGAGAGCGCCGUCGCCGCGGCGCACGGCGAGGGCUCUGUCGGCGAGGAGGAGGUGGAGGCGAUGUUCGAGCGGCUGGUGGCUCCGUCGCUCCGCCUCGCCUCGCGCAUCGGGCCGAUGCACACCGCCGCCACCUACGUCAACCUCGCCUCGCUCCUGCUGCACGCGUCCCCGCCGGUCGGCUCUCGCAUCGGCGUCUUCUCGUACGGCUCGGGCGCCGCGUCGACGAUGUACGCCCUGCACGUGCGCGGCGAGGCGCGUGUCGACGCGGCUGCGCUGUUGGGCAUGCUCGACGCGCGGGAGGUGCUGCCUCCGUCCGACUUUGUGGCGGUGUGCGACCGCUUCUCGGCGACGUACGGCCGCUUCGACUGGACGCCUCGCGUGCGGGGCGUGUCGCCGGCGCGCAGCUACCGCCUCAAGGCGGUGGGCGUGCUGGGGCGGCGGGAGUACGAGUACGUGCCGUUUGACGAGGUGCCGCUGAGGGCGCCCGACGUGAUAACUGCUGAGGGGACAGAGAGCGUCGUGCAAGCUGCAUCGCCCUCAUCACCUGCGCUGCUGCAGCUCCUCGCCUCCCUCGCCGGCGGCGGCAGCCAGCGCCCUGCCGCCACCGCCGCCCCCUCGGUCGACGUGGCGGCUGUGGUGGCGUCGGUGGCGAGCGAGGUGGCGGGCGGCGAGGUGGACGCCGACGCGCCGCUGAUGGAGGCGGGCCUCGACUCGCUCGGCGCCGUCGAGCUCCGCACGCGGCUGGCGUCGGAGCUCGGCGACGCCUCCCUACCCGAGACGCUGGUCUUCGACUUCCCGACGCUGCGGCAGCUCGAGGCGCACCUGUCGGCGAGGGCGGCCCCGGCGGCUGCAGGGCCGCAGCUUGGAGACGGCUCUGCCGCGCUGCUGCAGCUCCUCGCCUCCCUCGCCGGCGGCGGCAGCCAGGGCCCUGCCGCCACCGCCGCUCCCUCGGUCGACGUGGCGGCUGUGGUGGCGUCGGUGGCGAGCGAGGUGGCGGGCGGCGAGGUGGACGCCGACGCGCCGCUGAUGGAGGCGGGCCUCGACUCGCUCGGCGCCGUCGAGCUCCGCACGCGGCUGGCGUCGGAGCUUGGCGACGCGUCCCUGCCCGAGACGCUUGUCUUCGACUUCCCGACGCUGCGGCAGCUCGAGGCGCACCUCAAGCAGGCAACAGUCAAAGAGAUGGCUGUCUCCCCUGUAGAGGUGUACGUGCGGCAGGCUGGUAGCGUCCGCGGUGUUGCCCUUCGCUCGCAAGCCCCCACGCUCGCGAACGUGGAUGCCAACGAGAUCGAGGUAGUCACCAAGGCGACCGGAUUGAACUUCCGUGACGUUGUCAAUAUCCUGGGCCAGGACCCGACUGGACAGGUCCGGCCGUUAGGCUUGGAAUGUGCUGGAAUAGUACGUGCGGCAGGCUCCGACGUGCGUCACCUUUCCCACGGUAUGCCUUGCUUUGGCAUUGGACUUGGCUGCCUUCGCAGCUGGGUGCGCUGCGACGCGCAUCUCCAAGUUCAAAUGCCGCGAGUGGUAGGGUUUGAGGAAGCGUGCACGCUGCCAAUCUUGUGGCCCACCGUCUCUCUUGUGAUGACGGAGCUCGGGUGUGGCCGGCACGGAAUCGGUAUCCUUGCCUCUGCUGGCCAGCCCAAAAAGCACCUCUUCCUGCAACGACUCGGAGUGCGUGCCAGGGCGAGCUCCCGCGAUCCGAAAGCGUUUGCCCAUGGUGGCAAUUUGCUCACUACCGCUGGACGACUCGAUGCAGUUUUGGCUGCCUCACUAGCUGGGGAUUUCACCCCCACCUCCUUGGCGCUACUCAAAGAGGGUGCUCGCUUCUUAGAGAUCGGCAAAAACAAGGUGUGGAGUCAAAUGCGAAUGGAUGCUGCGGGCCCAGCAGGCCGCUUCCAGCUGGUGGCUGCUGACUACAUGCCGAAGGCCUGGUGGGCGGCGAAACUUGAAAGCCUGGCGUCCGCGCUCGGACGGGGCUUGCUCGACAGGUGGCACAGCCGGGUGGCUUUAUGGGCGAGCGCGGGAUGGGCGCAGUUGUUUUGGCAAGCCUAA